AUGUGCACUUACGAACUGUUGAGAGACGACACCGAACUAGGGAGUUGGUACUUCAACUCGUACUUCAGCCAUGUCAGUGGUCUCUGUCAGGUCAUAAGGAACGUCGACAAGUCUUAUGAGCCUUCCCCCGCAAUGCAAUACGCCUGGCGAGAAGCACGCCUCAUGGCAUUCCGGUCCGCUAUGUUCCUUCGACAACCAAUCUUUGGGCUAGGAAGACCGCCGCAGUGGUCAUCUACAACACCUAGCUUGAAACUGAGCGACGAUGUGCUUGACAACAUGUUCGAUCUCGCGACGUGGUUUCCGACGGUGGACAAGUUGAUGAAGCGCAUGGACCAAAUGCAACAUACUGCUGCGCAGUCGGCAGCUGUGCCAAGGGUCGUUGAUCGUGGAAUCGAGCUCGCCAGAGAGCUCAUGGCAUGGGAAGAGCGUGCCAUGGCUCUGUAUUGCAACGAUCGACGACCAACACUAUACUCGCUAUGUUCUACCGCAGACGGCGAGCUCCUGAACGUCCUCACCCACCACUGGAUGAUAUGCAUGCUGCUGCACUCCCAACUCCAGCUCCUCGUGGCCCGUUGCUCGCUCUGGCAUCCCCACCUGAAACUCCCGUUCUGGAUUGACGGCUGGCCGUACGCAACCUUCAUCAGCGUCGCCGGCCCUCUUUUCUCCAAUCCACGAUUUGGAAUCUGGUCAGCACUCGCAAGUCACACGCCCAUGAUCGCCACGAACUUCUACUUUGCUGCGAAUGGCCAUUGGCACACGUCUGAGGCACGCAGUUUGCGGAACUUUGUUGAGGAUAGGAAUCGUCCUGGCAAUGGUCUCAUGAGAAAGUUCUUCUAUGGGUUAUUUGCUAGGGCUGAUGUGAUGAUUCCGCAGGAUGGGAUGGUCAAGGCGGCUCAGGCUUGGUAUGGAGUGCGGGAUAGCACGCCUUGGAAGGGGGCGGACGAGUCACGAAAGUGA
Molecule: messenger RNA, 957 nt
Organism: Zasmidium cellare ATCC 36951
Lineage: Eukaryota; Fungi; Ascomycota; Dothideomycetes; Mycosphaerellales; Mycosphaerellaceae
Exons: 1
Coding region: 1-957 (318 amino acids)
Source: RefSeq, a predicted model, not a curated record